Molecule: messenger RNA, 625 nt
Organism: Phycomyces blakesleeanus NRRL 1555(-)
Lineage: Eukaryota; Fungi; Mucoromycota; Mucoromycetes; Mucorales; Phycomycetaceae
Exons: 4
Source: RefSeq, a predicted model, not a curated record
CUUAAUUUUGGGCCUGAAUGGAUGCGUGGCUAUGCAAAGCCUGCAAACCAUCAGCAAGGACCAUUUGACAAUGACUCAAAUAUUGAUAAAUUGGCCUCUGACACAAAUCUAAUGUCAUCAUCCGUGUCAAGCGAACUAAUUUCAGAAGUUCAUCCUUUCCGCUACUCCAAGAAUUACAUGCUGAGCCUAUACAAUUCUUCACUUCCGGUCGACCUUGAUGCCGAUAGUACUCUUAUUUUCUCUCAAAGUCAACCACCCCUAUUGUUUGAAAAGCCAAGUAAAGUGGAGCUAGAGUUACUUAAAGGAAGUGUGCAUUGGGAAGAAUCACUUCCACGAACAGUGUUACAAAAGGAAAUUCAUCAUCACAAAGAAUCAUCUCCUGGUGGUGACACAGCCCGCCUUUUAUUUGGAAGUGGGAAGCUGGCCAAGACUUUUACGGAAACACCUGAAAAAGAUAUCCUGCUUAGCAAAAACAUAUAUCCCGAUACUAAAACAACAGGUGACCUUUAUGAAACAGAGGCAGAAGAGCCAUUAUGGAAAGAAGACUUUGUUACAUCAUCCAAAAUAAUCGGAGCAACCGAAAUGCCCCCAGUAGCACCUAGUGCACAAGGUGAGACCAGCCUCA